Molecule: messenger RNA, 1874 nt
Organism: Photinus pyralis (common eastern firefly)
Lineage: Eukaryota; Metazoa; Arthropoda; Insecta; Coleoptera; Lampyridae
Product: medium-chain acyl-CoA ligase ACSF2, mitochondrial-like
Exons: 10
Coding region: 123-1829 (568 amino acids)
Biological process (GO): fatty acid metabolic process
Molecular function (GO): medium-chain fatty acid-CoA ligase activity
Source: RefSeq, a predicted model, not a curated record
CUUCUCAUUUUGAGACUACUCUAAAUGGAAAUAUGCUUCGACUAUCAGUCACUACUCCUCUUCUCGCCUCUUAAGGAAAAGGGUAAAAUGGGUAGAGGAUAAGCAUCUGAAUAGAAGAUCCAAUGAGCCAAACAAGCGCGUCGACUGUACCAAAUUCCGGGGAAUCUGGUCCUCGCUUAAGUUACAUUCAUAAUCCUGGUAGGAAACCACUGAAAUAUCUUACGAUUGGAAACUUGAUUGAGAAUGCCGCAGGUGCGUUUGGGGAAAAAUGCGCACUUGUUUCUGUGGUUGACAAUAGAAGGGUAUCGUACAAGGAGAUCUUGCACCAGUCGGAUAAAUUAGCUGCGGGUUUCUCCAAUCUGGGAUUGGAGAAAGGCGACCGAAUUGGACUGUGGGCGCCAAACAUCGUGGAAUGGGUCAUCGCGUUCAUUGCUUCUGCACGGGCCGGUCUUACUACGGUGGUAUUAGACCCGACCUACGAACCGAUAGAGCUGAAGAAUGCUCUUGUAAAAUGCAAGGUCAAGGCCAUUAUUUGCCCGGAUGAGUAUAAAGAUUUGCACUUCUAUGAUAAACUAUGUGAUUUGCUGCCUGAGAUUGCAACUUGUGAUGGCGAAAUCCUCCGCACGAAUUCGGUAUCUACACUGAAAACCAUCAUCAUCAUUUCUGAAAGACGUUUGAGGGGUACUUAUAGUUACUCUGACGUUAUGAACUUAACCGACGUUGUUGCUAAGAUAUCUUCGCCAGUCUCACCAGAUGACAUAUGCAUGAUCUUAUUCUCUUCUGGAACUACCGGGAAACCUAAAGCCAUUUGCUUGAGACACUUUCAAGUGGUAAAUAAUAGUUACGUAACUGGGAAGAGGCUUCAGUUGUGUACCUCAGGUCAGAUUUAUUCUGUCCAGGUCCCUCUUUUCCAUGUCUUCGGCGUGAUAGGGUGCUUACUGGCUGCUACUCACUUUGGGUCAACGUUAGUAUUUCCUUCACCGCUAUACAACUCAAAAGCGAAUCUACAAGCUCUCGUGGCUGAGAGAUGUACGAUUGUGUGCGGUACACCCACCAUGUUCGUAGACUUGCUAACCGUUCAAAAGAAACAGUACCAAAAACUAUGGCUCAAACAAGCGCUUAUAGGCGCCGCUCCGUGUACGCUUGAUCUAAUCCAAAGAAUAAAACGGAACUUAAAGAUAAACCGCGUAGAGAUUGUUUAUGGUUCAACUGAAAUGACUGGGAUCGCAUUUCAGUCAAUUACAGAUUGUAACUCAUUUGAAGGUUGGGGUUACAUUGGAGAUCACGUGGAAGCUAAAGUUGUAGACGCGAAUCACAAUCUUGUUCCCUUUGGUUCACCUGGCGAGCUAUGGGUACGCGGCUAUCUGAUAAUGGCGGAGUACUAUGAUGAACCAGAACAAACUAAGAUUGAUGUAAAUGAAAGCAACUGGUUUAAAACUGGGGAUCUAUUUGUCCUAAACGAAGAUGGCCAUGGGAAAGUUGUCGGUCGAUUAAAAGAUGUAGUUAUAAGGGGCGGCGAAACUAUAUGCCCGGGAGAAGUAGAAGAGGUUCUCAACACGCAUCCAGACAUUUUGGAAGCUUACGUGAUUGGUAUAGGGCACGAGCGAUUGGGCGAAGAACUGUGCGCGUGUGUAAAACUAGAAGCUGGGGCUACGCUAAAUUUAAGCUCCCUGAGGCAAUUCUGUGCUGGAAAAAUUUCGACGCAGAAAAUACCGACCCAGUUGCGCGUGGUUGAUAGUUUUCCAAAAACAACGUCUGGUAAAAUUCAAAAAUCCAAACUGAGGGACCAAUUCUCUGCAAAAAGUGUUUAUUUUCAUGGAGUUAUUUAGUGUGUAUUGUGUUUAGAUUGUUUUAAAUAAACGGUUGCCGGAAAA